UGAGAGAAACAGCUUAAGACUGAGAACAGUCGGGAGCACACGGUGAGAGCAGCCACAGUGGAAACAAAGAACUUCAGACUUGAGACUUGACACAUCCAUCAGCAUUAAGCAGAGAUGACCUCACUUUGCAGGAACCUGGUGGCACUUCUCUUUUUUGUCUUGCCUCCCAUGCAUUCCCAUUUCUUCACCAAUGCUGCGUCUGCUUCCCCACCCAUCACCCAUCCACAGAUCAUACGCGUGCCUGACAUGGGCUCAGAAGGCCAGGAUGAUUAUGACCUUAUUGAAUACGACACCACCACAGCUCCUACUAGGGUGGUGAACGUCCCAAAGAUACACCAGAAAAAACAGCUCUGCGAGUACGACCCCUGCUCGGAGAACCAGGUUCCCUGUGUUACACUUUCAGAGCAAACUGGGUGCCUCUGCCCUGGGAUGAGUGGAGCUAAUGUGCGUCCUCACUCACCACGUAUCCGAGCGCUGGUUCCAGUCAGUGAGGGGAGUGACAGAGGGAAAAUACAGGUGCAGUGGUGUGCUCCAUCUUCAGUGGUAUCUGAGUACAGAAUAGUCAUCGAGGGAAGGGACAGUGAAGUCCCAAAGUUUGGGGAUGCGUCACGGCGGGGUUUGGUCAGAUCUUUGGAAGUGGGAACUAAAGUGUGUGUGUUGGCAGUGAACAAAGCAGGAAGCAGCGAUCCUUCAGAGUUUUCAUGUAAGCGGUAUGAAUUUCUUGAAUCUUCUGACCACACACUGAUGGCCUGGAUCAUAGGAGGAGGAGUCGCUCUCCUUUUACUGGUUGUAAUAGCAGCUCUGAUCUGUGGGAAGUAUAAGAAGUUUCGAAAGGGAAAGAGAGACUCUACUGAUGGACUUACUAAAGUACACGUGGAACACUGUGAUCUGGACAAAUGCAGUUCUGUAGUGGUGUAAUCAGUGACUGUAGAAUUUAAACAUUAUUUAAACUCCUUCUUUAAGGAAUGUGUAAAUAUGAGUGAAUAUGACUGUAAAGUUGAGGAAUAAUGUUAACAAAUCAUUUAUUAUGCUCUUUUGCAGCCACCACAGUUUUAUUUGCUGGCAAAUUAACCUCUGUAGAUCUGUGAUAUUUUUUUAAUCUAUCAAAGACAGAAUGUAAA
Pundamilia nyererei is the source of this 1121-nucleotide messenger RNA. RefSeq names its product leucine-rich repeat neuronal protein 4. The transcript has 2 exons. The record is from RefSeq and is a predicted model, not a curated record. The coding region runs from base 115 to 918 and encodes 267 amino acids. NCBI's taxonomy places the organism in Eukaryota, Metazoa, Chordata, Actinopteri, Cichliformes, Cichlidae. Gene Ontology annotation, molecular function: protein binding.